UCUGCGGUGCAGCAAUGCAUUACUAUGACGUGAACUGCCAUUGAUCUUGCGGGAAUUUGUGUCGAAAGCUCGUGACAAUGCCAAAGAGUGCCUGCCUCGAUCGUCAGGCAUCAGCUGUCUGCAGAGCAGGAGUACUCACGCAAGUUUCGGGAAUAACGUCUGCCCUUUCUCUAGCGUUAUCCAUCUUUGAUUCUCCAUAAAUCUACUCCAAUCUCAAUACUCAAAUCACCAGCACCAGAUUAGGUAAUUUACCAUGGCGGCAGCAUCAGCACCGAAAUUAGAAGGCAAAGUCGCCAUCGUCACCGGCGGAGCAGCCGGCUUCGGGGCCCAGAUAGCAAAGACCUUUGUCGCCAACGGCGCAAAAGUGCUCAUCACAGACAUCAAUGAAGAUGCCGGCGCGAAAACGGCGGCAUCCGAGAGCUCCUCAAGCCUGAAAUUCUUCCGCCACGACGUCACCAGUGCCGACGACUGGAAGGCUACGCUGGAAUACGCAGUCAAGGAGUUCGGCCACGUCGAUAUCCUCGUCAAUAACGCUGGCGGCACAUACAAGAUGAAGCCGACGCUAGAAGUCACCGAGAAAGACUGGGAAUUUGUCUUCAAUCUGAACGUCAAGAGCAUCUUUCACGGGAGCAACACUUUGGUCCCUCACUUCAUUGAGCGCGGCAAAGGUGGCUCUGUCGUCAACAUUGCCUCGGUUGGUGCAUCGCGGCCAAGACCAGGGCUUGUGUGGUACAACUCAACGAAAGGCGCCGUGGUCAAUGCAACGAAAGGUUUGGCAUCAGAGUAUGGACCGCACCAGAUUAGAUUCAACAGCGUGGCUCCGCUCCUGACGGGAACCGGUCUAUUCUCGAGCUUCGUGGGUGUCGAGGAUACGCCGGAGAAUCGCGAGAGCUUUAACAAACAGGUGCCUUUGGGUCGAUUGGGUGAGGUACAGGAUACUGCAAACGCGGUGCUAUGGCUAGCAAGCGAUGAUGCAAAAUUCAUUACUGGUAUCAACAUCAAGGUUGAUGGUGGCAAGUGUAUCUAGUACCGUCACACACAAACCGAAGUGUCAAAGACACGUAACGCGCCACUACGUCGCUAUUCAUCAUUUCUAGGUCAUACCACAAUUAGCACUGCUUCAUAUUGCUACACCGUCCA
Molecule: messenger RNA, 1140 nt
Organism: Pseudovirgaria hyperparasitica
Lineage: Eukaryota; Fungi; Ascomycota; Dothideomycetes; Acrospermales; Acrospermaceae
Product: oxidoreductase
Exons: 3
Coding region: 254-1027 (257 amino acids)
Source: RefSeq, a predicted model, not a curated record